This is a messenger RNA of Penaeus chinensis, 828 nucleotides long. Its product is annotated as zinc metalloproteinase nas-4-like. The transcript is spliced from 6 exons. Gene Ontology annotation, molecular function: zinc ion binding; metalloendopeptidase activity. The record is from RefSeq and is a predicted model, not a curated record. NCBI's taxonomy places the organism in Eukaryota, Metazoa, Arthropoda, Malacostraca, Decapoda, Penaeidae. Bases 26 to 790 code for a protein of 254 amino acids. Gene Ontology annotation, biological process: proteolysis.
GUCACCUUAGGUCACACUCGGCAUCAUGAAGGUCAUCUGUCUCCUGGCGGCGGUCGCUGCGGCCGUUGCGGCGCCCAGCAGCAAACUCUUCCCCAAGACGGGCCGCGAGUGGACCCCCGAGUCGCUGAUCAACCCGGAGGAGCUCGGCGAGUUCUUCGAGGGCGACAUCAUGCUGCCGCUGCCGCCGCGGGCCAGGAACGGCAUCCUGGACGAGAGCUACCGCUGGGACAACGGCGUCGUGCACUACGACUUCGCUGCGGCUUUCACCGAGCAGCAGAAGGCGACCGUGCGGCAGUCCAUGGACGAGUACGAGAGCCUGACCGGCGGCUGCAUCACCUUCGUCGAGAGGAGCCAUGAGCACGACUACAUCCACUUCACGCAGGACGACAACCAAGGCUGCUACAGCUACGUGGGCAAGCAGGGCGGAAGGCAAACCAUCAACUACCCUCAGUGGUGUCUGGACAGGCACGGGUCUACCAUGCACGAGAUGUACCAUGCGCUCGGGUUCUAUCAUGAACAGUCACGCUUCGAUAGAGACGACUAUGUCACGAUUAUGUGGAACAACAUCGAUUCUGGCGCCGAACACAACUUUGACAAAUACUCCAGCAAUGUCAUCGGAGGGUUCGGCGAGCAGUAUGACUACGGCUCUGUCAUGCACUACUCCGCGUACGCCUUCUCUUCGAACGGGGAAAAGACCAUUGUCACUCUGGAUCCCAACGCGACCAUCGGCCAGCGCGUGGGCCUCAGCGAGAUCGACCUCAGGAAACUCAUGAAUAUGUACAACUGCUGAUCAUUUACUCUCUGACAUUCAAUAAAGUUUUGAUUUUA